Molecule: messenger RNA, 344 nt
Organism: Exaiptasia diaphana
Lineage: Eukaryota; Metazoa; Cnidaria; Anthozoa; Actiniaria; Aiptasiidae
Source: RefSeq, a predicted model, not a curated record
CAACCGAACGACAGAUCUAUGCCAACGACACGUUCUAUAACUACAGAGAUACACGUGACCUUGUGCGCGCUUUGGCAGACGAACAAACAUUGGUAUUGAAAUCCAUGGGCCCUGAAGUUUUAAUUGUGCUUAAUAACGUAACUUCUGAAAUGGAGCGUAUCUUUGAGGAAGCUAACAAAACKCAAUCAGAGGUAGAUGUUCUGAAAGUUGAUAAAGAAUUUGCCGAUGGACUAGAAUUGGGACUUAGGCUGACGAUGACAAGUGCAGCUAUUGCUAUACCAGGCAUGAAAAAACUUUGGACAAAAUAUUUGAAAGACAGCACCGUUGGGAAAAAAAUCACAGGG